UCCUUCCUUUUCUCCCAAGCCUGAGAAAGAAGAAAGACCAAAGUCACCAAACCAUAUUCAACUCUCACUCUGGCUUUGGCUUCAAAACGGAGUCGUAUUAUUAAAGGCCGUUAAUGGCGAGCGGGUGGGUCAAGUCGUUGCAGUGCAAGUCUAGGGCAUAUGAAGACGUCUAUCACCCAAACCCCAAAACGCUCAUGAACAGCGUCAGCUGUAGAAAGAGCGUCCAGAACAUCAAAGACGUCGUCGACACAGCCAAGCACCACCACAAGCCCACCAGAAAAUCCAAGCCGCCUCCGCCGCACCAGCAACAACCGCCGCCAUCGAAAAGAUCGAACUCCAAAUGCGACAGACCCGGAAAGUCUGAAUCAGUUUUUCCCAGCCCGACACCUCACCGCACUCGUCUAAGCGCCUCUGGCCGGAGCCACGACCCGUUUCUGACUGACCUCCCGGAGGGCCACCCGUCGCGUAAUGUGGUGGAGAUUAUCUUCCACACCAGCUGGAGCCCCAAGGCGUUCUCGGGUCGGAUCGAGAUGAUAUUCAAGGUCCAGAACGGGUCCAAGACGGUGGCGCGGUUCGAGGAGUAUAGGGAAAUGGUGAAGACUCGCUCCCGGGCCGGGUCGGGGGAGGGUGGCCUGAAAGUGGGAUCCGAAUACGAGGAGGAGAAUGCGCGGUGCGUCGCGGACGGGAAUGAGGUCAUGCGGUUCCACUGCCUCGGGUCGCCGUCUGGAAGCGGUGUUCACGACGCGUUCGGCGGCGCGUGGGGAUUUCACAGUGGGAAAGGCUCUGCCAUUUGCACGUUUUCCGGUAGCGGAGUGGCCCACGAGAAUGCAGGAGGUGGGGCACGGGGCAGGAGGGCCAUGUUGGUUUGCCGGGUUGUUGCGGGUCGGGUCUCGAAGCAGCUGGAGCUCCAGUCUUUGCUGGAUGGCAGGGUCGGGUUUGACUCGGUGUGUGGGGACAACGGCGAGUUGCUAGUAUUUGAUCCACGCGCCGUCUUGCCGUGCUUUCUUAUCAUCUAUAAAUUGUAAAAAUACAAUGCUCUCGUUUCUUUUCUUUUUUUCCUUUUUUAUUUGUCUCUUUUAUAUAUUUUCCUUUUCUUCUUGGGGUUGAUCAGCUUCUUUUUUCUUGCAUUUAUCACCUCAAUUUUUUUGAACUUGUUUCUGGGUUUUGGUGUGAUUAUGAAAAAAUUGAGUUGAUAAAUGCUUGAUUAACCAAU
Messenger RNA from Argentina anserina (silverweed cinquefoil), 1213 nucleotides. RefSeq lists its product as uncharacterized. Lineage: Eukaryota; Viridiplantae; Streptophyta; Magnoliopsida; Rosales; Rosaceae. The coding region runs from base 114 to 1025 and encodes 303 amino acids. The record is from RefSeq and is a predicted model, not a curated record. The transcript has a single exon.